This is a messenger RNA of Racocetra fulgida, 191 nucleotides long. The record is from the annotation of a GenBank genome assembly. NCBI's taxonomy places the organism in Eukaryota, Fungi, Glomeromycota, Glomeromycetes, Diversisporales, Gigasporaceae.
AUGUAGAAGAUACCUGCAAUGAUUUGGUAGUUACUGGAGGUAAUGAAGAAGCUUUUGAUGAAGAGAUAGUUGAUGAGAAAGAUGAAGCAAUGUUUAAUAAUAAUGAGGAGAUGAUUAUUGAUGACAAGGUAUUUGAAGAAAUAACUAAUGAUAAGAUGUUUGAUGAAGAAAUAUAUAUUGACGAAAAGUAG